Alternaria alternata is the source of this 1245-nucleotide messenger RNA. RefSeq lists its product as hypothetical. The record is from RefSeq and is a predicted model, not a curated record. The transcript has a single exon. The coding region runs from base 1 to 1245 and encodes 414 amino acids. Lineage: Eukaryota; Fungi; Ascomycota; Dothideomycetes; Pleosporales; Pleosporaceae.
AUGAGUCUGAUGCGCACUUCGACUGCGACGCGUACCUCAAGUGAAGUCCCGCUACAGCGUCUUGAUGGGGAUGAUGAAGUUGAAGGCAGAGAGUUGGUUCUGCGCGGCGGAAAGCUAUCGCCUCGCUCAUCACCAGCGUUCGAUCCAUCAGAAAGACGACAGCGUCAGCCUAUUCAUCCUAUACCUGUAUCCUCUGCGCGUGUAGAUCAGAAGGACGGUCCUCAACGUGUGAUAGGUGGUAACGCCAACGUCCAGAAUUCCACAAACGCAAAGGCUGGUUCUCAGACACUCGAAAAUCCCUCCGCCACCAACUUUCUUACGAACAGCGCGCCAAUCUACAAUCAAAAUGUGAACAGCGGAUCCGGCCAGCAGAACAUUAAAGUCAUUGGCGAUUUCGAGGUUCCGUCGUCUUAUACUCCUACUGCCGCACCACCCGAGUAUGAGAUCCCUUUCGAAUCUGAGCACAAUGAGAAACGAGGCAGCGGACUGCAGAAGUCUAAUGUUUCGAAUGGCAUCAAGAACAAGACGGCUGGUGAUGACAGACCUAAUGGUUACAGUCAGACCUUGAGAGACCCACAUGGUCGUACGCAUUUGCGAACGAUGGCGCCAGUUUACAAUCAAAAUGUGAACAGUGGAAGCGGACAGCAGAAUAUAAACGUCAAAGGGAGGAUGGGCUUCCAAAAGAAAGGCUCCCAAGAGCCGUCUACUCAAGGUUUAGAUCGCCGCGAAUCUAGACCUGCUUGCCUAUCUGGACAGACGUCGCCGCCUAGCUAUCGGUCUCGCUCGCCUGAUCGGUUCGCUCCGCAUAGUCGGAGAAGCUUUGUGGCAUCUAGGCCAUAUUCUCCGAAUCGGUAUCGCGACAGGCGUGAACCCGAUUAUGAUGAAAGACGCGGCCACGUUCGUUCAAGAGACCAUCGAUCCCGCUCGCCUGCUCGGAUCGCUCCGCGCAACCGAAAUGAAUCUGUAGUAUCGAGGCCACACUCUCCGCGUCGUUACAACCCCACGCGCGACCGUGAAUACGCUGAAAGGCACGGUUCCAGGGGCGACAACUAUGGUGAUAGGUAUAGCUCUAGGCACGAUGACGACUACGAUGACGGCUACGAUGAUGACUAUGGUUCAAGGCGUGACGACGGCCAUGACGACAGGUACGGCCGCGGCCGUUCCGCAUCUGAUGAAGAUUCAUAUGGUUCAUACUACAGCCCACACUACAACCCACACUACAGCUCAGACUAUUCCCCGUACUAA